ACAAUCUUUUCGAGUCUUAUCCAUACCAUUCGAGACCAGUUCUUGAAGUAGAAAGAAUGGUAAUGGAGGGAAGCUCAAUUGUAAGCUAUUCCCAUUCUUCUUCUUCUUCUUUAUAUUCAAAUUAUCUCAAUAAGUUCACAAUUCACCCUUCACAUCCUUCAUCAUCAUCAUCUUCUUCUUCUUCUUCAUCUCUUUUGAAAUGCCAAACGCUGAGCUUAACCUUACCCAACUUGCGAGUGAGCAAGAAGAGGCAAAUGCUCGUGGCACUCUCUUCCCUUCCUCCCACUCGUACCACUCUUCGCACUUCUGCAUUUGUAGUUGAAAAAUCAGCGGAGAAUUCAACAAAGGACAAAGAAAUGAUGCCUAAGAUUGAUAAGAGCGGCAGGUUUUGCAGCCCCAGAGCCGCCCGUGAACUCGCUCUAAUGAUGAUAUAUGCAGCGUGCUUGGAAGGGUCUGAUCCAGUUCGACUUUUUGAGAAACGAAUCAAUGCAAGGAGAGAAGCUGGCUAUGAAUUUGACAAGACAUCAUUGUUGGAGUACAAUCACAUGAGCUUCGGAGGACCUCCUGUUACAACUGACACCAUUGAAGAAGCAGAUAAGCUUCUAUCCAGUGAUGAAAAAGAGUCUGCACUUGAAGCAGAAGUCCUUUCAGCUCCUCCAAAGUUGGUCUAUAGCAAAUUACUUUUGCGUUUCACAAGGAAGCUUCUAGCAGCAGUUGUGGAGAAGUGGGAUAGCCAUGUUCUUAUUAUAGACAAAGUUGCCCCACCUAAUUGGAAGAGUCAGCCGGGUGGCAGAAUUUUGGAAUUCUGUAUCCUCCAUUUGGCAAUGUCUGAGAUUGCAGUUGUUGGUACACGGCACCAAAUUGUCAUUAAUGAGGCUGUUGAUCUUGCCAAGCGGUUCUGUGAUGGGGCAGCACCUCGCAUAAUAAAUGGAUGCCUUAGGACUUUUGUGAAGGAUGUAUCAGGUACCCUUGUGGCUCAGGCUUCAGAUUCUAAUUGGAAGGUAGAGGUGUAACGUGGAGAAUUGCUUUGAGGCUUUUGUCUGCUCCAAAUUACCAAAUCUCUCUCAAGAGAGGACGUCGGCUAGAGUAUUGUCCGGUAAUUUUGGAAGAAAUCCUGAAGAGAUACUCGGAUGUCUCAUUUUAAAGUAAAUUCCCAUGAAGCACCAACAUAAUGUGAUUUUCUUCUUUUCAAGUUUGCAUUUGUGUCGAAAAGUUCAGAGCAGUUGAAGCUCAGGUGGAGUAUUGAUAAGGGAGAAGAUAAGAGAAGAGAGCAGAGCAGAACAUUUGAUACGUAUAUGUUGUAAAAUGGAUCUUCAUAUGUAGUGUCUCAGAUUCUGAUACUGAAUGUGGAAAUUGAAUUCCCUGAA
Ricinus communis (castor bean) is the source of this 1367-nucleotide messenger RNA. RefSeq lists its product as uncharacterized. Gene Ontology annotation, biological process: regulation of DNA-templated transcription; DNA-templated transcription termination. Gene Ontology annotation, molecular function: RNA binding. The coding region runs from base 57 to 1013 and encodes 318 amino acids. Gene Ontology annotation, cellular component: chloroplast. The record is from RefSeq and is a predicted model, not a curated record. The transcript is spliced from 7 exons. NCBI's taxonomy places the organism in Eukaryota, Viridiplantae, Streptophyta, Magnoliopsida, Malpighiales, Euphorbiaceae.